This is a messenger RNA of Coregonus clupeaformis (lake whitefish), 804 nucleotides long. RefSeq lists its product as uncharacterized. NCBI's taxonomy places the organism in Eukaryota, Metazoa, Chordata, Actinopteri, Salmoniformes, Salmonidae. The record is from RefSeq and is a predicted model, not a curated record. The transcript is spliced from 3 exons. The coding region runs from base 91 to 567 and encodes 158 amino acids.
GGGUGAUGACGAUUUAAUGUUAUGCUAAACACGACGUGCUAAACACAACCUGAAAUUCCCUUGUUUCAUUCAUUUGUUCUAACUAUCAAAAUGGCUAAGAUGAAUAAGGGUCCGAAAGCGAACGUAUCGUGGGUGAAACCAGCAGAGCCGUCAUUUUUAAAGAAAUUCAAGAACGAUGUUGGAUUUAAGGAAGGACCCACCAUUGAUACCAAGCGUCUAGAGAUGCCAGCCUUGGAGGAUGACAGUGGCAGUGAUCGUGAAGAUGAGUUGCCUCAAGUUGUCAUUCUCAAAAAGGGAGAUCUGAGCGCUGAAGAAGUGUUACAGAUAAAAGGGGUAAAGGAUGGUACAGAAAAAGAAGACAAGCCUCCUGCGGACGGCAAGAUCCUGUUCAAGAAGCCCACGAAGCGCUCCUCAGACAAGUUCCAGGGCAUCACCGCCAGCUCUAGCAAGAAGAAGAAGAGUGAAGGAAAGAGUGAAGGAGAAGAUGAAGAGAAAAAGGAGAAGUCUGAAAAGAAGGUGAAAAACAAGAGUCUUCUCUCUUUCGGAGAGGAUGAGGAUGAGGACUAGAAGCUAAUUCACUGAGGGAGUUCAGACUAGAGCAAUCAACCACUCAUCAGACUAGAGCAAUCAACCACUCAUGGAUUAUGGAACUGAUCUACUGCGGUUGUUGGCUUUUACUAUGGGCAAAAAGACCCAACGUAGAAUAGCUCCACAUUGUAGUUUGUCCCACUAGACCAGGGUUCUUCAAUUCCGGUCCUGGAGGGCCGAAACACCUCUGUUUUUCAUCCUCUCCUUCUAAUCAGG